GUGCGACUCGGAAAGGCUCCUGGGAAAUUCCCACGGCCCGGGGACUUUGGAAAGAAGAGAGCGAGCAGCCGCUCCGCGCGCGCGCGCGCGCGCGAGUCUGCAAGUGAGCGCUCAGCUCGGCACCUGUUCCUCCCGCGCCACCGCCUUCCCACCCCUCCGACCCGCGCUUCCUCGGGCGUCCGCCCUCUCCCGCGAUGAAUUCGGCUCUGGGCAACCAGACCGAUGUGGCGGGCCUGUUCUUGGCCAACAGCAGCGAGGCGCUGGAGCGCGCCGUGCGCUGCUGCACCCAGGCGUCCGUGGUAACCGACGACGGCUUCGCCGAGGGCGGCCCAGACGAGCGCAGCCUGUACAUCAUGCGCGUGGUGCAGAUCGCCGUCAUGUGCGUGCUUUCGCUCACCGUGGUCUUCGGAAUCUUCUUCCUCGGCUGCAACCUUCUCAUCAAGUCCGAGGGCAUGAUCAACUUCCUGGUGAAGGACCGGAGACCUUCUAAGGAGGUGGAGGCGGUGGUCGUGGGGCCCUACUGACCGUCUCUCCCGCCCCCGCGGCAGCCGCCCCACGCCUCCCCACUUCGCCAGACCGACCGCGCCCCCUCACCAUCCGAGAAUGGGCGAAGCAAACCUGUCGGAGUCAGUUAUUUCUCUCGACUUCUGCCUUUCGGGAUGAAGCGACCUGUUUCUCGCUCGGUCUUUCAAAGUCCCCAUGCCUGCUGCAGGAGGAAAGCGCCCUGAUUCUGGACUCAGCAGCAAGUGGCAAGAAGACAGAGAUUAGGGCGCAAACUUUGGAAGCUGUCGCUAGCUUGAGAUGCGGGGAAAUCGACGGGCGAAGGCCCUUCUCCACCCGCAGGUGGGCCAAGCUCUGGGGGCAGGUGGAGAGGGUGGGCAGGGGAGAGACCCAGCGGCACUGAAUGCCCGGUGGCCGAGAAAGUGAUCUGUAUAUACACCACGCAACAGAACUAAUGAGGACACAGAAAUCCGUGUCCAAAUUCGCGCCCAUUCUCUCCCGCUUCUCCCAGCCCUAGCGGGAGAGGCGGUAAAUUCCUUUGAUUAGUUAUAACGUGCGGUUUUAAGGGAUUUUAGUGUUAGUUUGCUUGAAUACAAAUAUUUGAUAAGUCUUUGUCUGCCCUAGUGGCCUGUUUGCCUGCCUGGGAUUAGAGUUUUAUCAUCGUGGGAAAAGGGGUGGGGGAGGGGAACUUGCGAAUGUGAACGGGGUGAGUUGUUUCUUUUAUUGCAUUUAUAACUGGAUCUUUUGCGGGAGCUGGCACCUCAGCUGCCCGGGGCAAAGACCCAGACUAGAACUCUUACGUAGCUGCACGGUUUACGCCACAAAAGUGCUCUUGACAUUCGUGACACCGUUUUGACCUUUUUUUUUUUUCUUAGAUAACAUUUCCUUAAUAAAUGCAACAUUUAAGUGUUU
Molecule: messenger RNA, 1413 nt
Organism: Pteropus alecto (black flying fox)
Lineage: Eukaryota; Metazoa; Chordata; Mammalia; Chiroptera; Pteropodidae
Gene: RPRM
Product: reprimo, TP53 dependent G2 arrest mediator homolog
Exons: 1
Coding region: 195-524 (109 amino acids)
Biological process (GO): regulation of mitotic cell cycle
Cellular component (GO): cytoplasm
Source: RefSeq, a predicted model, not a curated record